Gadus morhua (Atlantic cod) is the source of this 3054-nucleotide messenger RNA. It is a transcript of the gene timm44, whose product is annotated as translocase of inner mitochondrial membrane 44 homolog (yeast). The transcript has 13 exons. The record is from RefSeq and is a predicted model, not a curated record. Bases 18 to 1373 code for a protein of 451 amino acids. Gene Ontology annotation, biological process: protein import into mitochondrial matrix. Gene Ontology annotation, cellular component: mitochondrial inner membrane. Lineage: Eukaryota; Metazoa; Chordata; Actinopteri; Gadiformes; Gadidae. Gene Ontology annotation, molecular function: protein-folding chaperone binding.
CUUGCAAUGCAACCAAGAUGGCGGCCUCCUUGUGUUUGUGUUCUCAGAUAUGCGUCAGGCGAUGUGUACAGGCAUGCGGUCCUUCUUACAUGCCCCUGCACAAUAAUAUACAUCACAUCUACAGAGUAUGCGGAUCCCUCACCACCUCUUCACAGGUCCGGCACUCGUCCAGAGGGGAGGGCCGGAAGGGAUUCAUUGGGGGGUUCCUGGAGAACCUGAAGCAGGAGCUGAACAAGAACAAGGAGAUGACCGAGAACAUCAAGAAGUUCCGCAAGGAGGCCCAGAAGCUGGAAGACUCAGACGCACUUCAGCAGGCUCGCAAGAAAUACAAAACGAUAGAGUCUGAAACGGCGAAGACCUCAGAAGUACUCAGGAAAACGUUUGGGACCAUCUCAGAGUCAGUAAAAGAGGGGCUGGAGGAGGUCAGUCGUACAGACCUCGGGAAGAAGAUCAAGGAGGGUGUGGAGGAGGCCGCCAAGUCGGCCAAGAGCUCAGCCGACUCUGUAUCCAGGAGCGGGGAAAAGUUUGGGAAGACAGGAGCCUUCAGGGCCAUAUCACAGGGCAUGGAGAGCGUGAAGAAGGAGAUCGACGACCUGGGCCACACCGGGCCCUACCGCCCCCCCUCCAGACUGCGGAAGAGGAGCGAGUUCUCCUCCAAGGGGGCGGCGGACCAGGGGAAGGUCUUUGAGGUCAACGAGGAAGCCAUGGGCGUGGUUCUGCACAAGGACUCCAAGUGGUUCCAACAGUGGAAGGAUUUCAAGGAGAACAACGUGGUGGUCAACAGGUUCUUUGAGAUGAAGAUGAAGUACGACGAGAGCGACAACACCCUAAUCAGGGCGUCCCGCGCCGUCACAGAGAAGAUGACUGACAUCCUAGGCGGACUCUUCUCAAAGACGGAGAUGUCGGAGGUGCUCACGGAGAUCCUCAAGAUAGACCCCGCCUUCGACAAGGAUUCCUUCCUCAGGCAGUGUGAACGAGACAUCAUCCCCAACAUCCUGGAGGCGAUGAUUCGAGGGGAGCUGGAGGUACUGAGAGACUGGUGCUAUGAAGCGACGUACAGUCAGCUAGCCCACCCCAUCAAGCAGGCCAAAGCCAUGGGUCUGCAGUUCCACUCUAAGAUCUUGGACAUCGACAGUAUUGAUCUGCCCAUGGGCAAGAUGAUGGAGCAAGGCCCGGUGCUGAUCAUCACCUUCCAGGCUCAGAUGGUGCUGGUAGUCCGCAACCCCAGGGGAGACGUGGUGGAGGGCGACCCUGACAAGGUGCAGAGGAUCAUGUACGUGUGGGCUCUGUGUCGGGACCAGGAGGAGCUCAACCCGUACGCCGCCUGGAGACUGCUGGACAUCUCCGCCUCCAGCACGGAGCAGAUCCUCUGAGAUGGAGGACGCACACACGCCUUAACACACACACACACACACACACACAGACGCACUGCACAGCCACACAAGCCCAACUGCUUACCCAGGGACGGGGAUGAAGACUCAGGGGGUCCCCUGGGGCUGGCUGAUAAGAGCCCCACACUCACACUUCAAAGACGUAGAAGUUAGAAAGACGGUCGGGGGUGGUGGGCGCCUCGCUGCCGACGGAGGUGACGAGCGACCUGCUGCGAGGCAUUAUCCGCUCGCCAGGCUCCUACGCUGGCGGGCAGCCAGAGACCUCCUUUCUCCCUUAUGCUCCUGAAGGCUGCGAGGCAGACCUAGGGAGAGGAGGGUUACUUCCGCGUUCGCAUACCAGUUGUUCUGCGGACGGCCACAAGGGGGCACUAUAUCACCGACUGGUCUACUUGAACGUCCUCGGCUGUCCGCCCUGUCCGCUUGUCAGUUAAGUUUGGAACGUAAUUAUGGUCAUUUUUGUUCUUCUCGAUUGACUUCGGAUAUUUUUGUUGAAACAAAUGGGUUUGGAAUCCAUGACGUUUGGUUCAUUUCCACUGGGAUUUAUGUCAUACAUGUCUGCUAUGUUGUUGUCAAAUGGGAUGAUGACUGCCAUUCGGUGAUUAUCUGGGUCUGUUUGUGUGUGUGUGGAGGGCCUAUAGUAUGACGCUAAUACACCCGGCAGUGCUGCUGGCCUCAUUAUUUUGUACAGCAAAUUUGUUUGUAGGAUUUGAGGUGAUUGGAGUCUUCAGAUAAGUCUAUAUUUAUUAUAAAAAGUAAUAAAGAUGACACCUGAUUUUCUUAUUUGAAGAGACCUUUAAGAAAUGUAUAUGAUGGGAAUAAUUCCACACAUGCCUAACACAUCAGGAGAAAGAUUUGGCGUUUCAUUAAAGGGCAAUUUCUAUUUAAAGUUCAUUCUCGAUUGAUUCAGGUCUUCCCGUUUCCAAAUGAUUUCCUUUGGGAAUGAUUCUUACUCUGAGAUUAUUUUUACCGUUGGUUUCCCAGAGCAGAAGUGGAACACUUGAAAUUUCAGUAAUGAGUAACCACUUAUGAAAACACUUGCUUCAUGAACUCUGCUAUACUUAAUAAUAUUAUAAUAAUCCAUCCCAUGCAAAUGCAAUGUACUUUGACAGAUUUGUUGCUGCCCAAAUUGUAUUAAUUUAAUUGCAAAACUUUCAAAUAUUUAAUUAUACAGCAUUUUAGUUUUUUCUAGGAAAUCAAUGUAAAAUGCUAGAACCGAUACAUUAUCAAAAAAGCCUUGAAGAUAUAAUGAAUGCUAAGCAGUCCAGUACUACCACUUGAACUCACUUUUCUUCAUUGUUCAUGGUUAUUUUUAAUAGGUCGAUUUGACUUUCAAUUCAAACUAUUUUCUUGUGUCAAAAGUACAAAAGCCCUUUUUAUUUCCGACAUGAAGGCUAAAUAACCCCUCUCUCGCUUGGGGACUGUUAACUUGGCAUUCAUACCAUAAUUUACCUCAAAGCUGUGGAAAUGUGUAAACUGUGUGCAAUAUUAUCAGUCUAAAUGGCUGUGCUGAACAUUGCUGACCUGGAAGUUAUUUAAAUUAAUAAUUGAAAUGCAAAUCAAGUCAUUGAUGAUGCAGCCUAUCCGAGUAUCUCACCACUGUUUGUGUUUCUGUUGCAGAGUAGUCAGGGUUUCAUUCUAUUAAAUGUAAUGCUAUGAAACCAGA